This is a messenger RNA of Corylus avellana, 1748 nucleotides long. Its product is annotated as phospho-2-dehydro-3-deoxyheptonate aldolase 2, chloroplastic. Gene Ontology annotation, molecular function: 3-deoxy-7-phosphoheptulonate synthase activity. Lineage: Eukaryota; Viridiplantae; Streptophyta; Magnoliopsida; Fagales; Betulaceae. Gene Ontology annotation, biological process: aromatic amino acid biosynthetic process. The record is from RefSeq and is a predicted model, not a curated record.
CUACCAUCUCUGACACAGAGAGAGAGAGAGAGAGAGAGAAAGAGAUGGCUCUUACUCUCAAGGGCUCUGUUAAUCUCACCCCCCCAACGAUCACCAAAGCCUUCGCUCUCAAACCCCACUUCCUCACCCCUCUCCACUUCACCACCACAAAACACACCCCAUCCGUCUCUUCCUCAUCAUCAUCAUCAGUCACAGACAACGCUAACACUUCAUCUGGUCCUUCAAACUGGGCCCCGCACUCGUGGAAGUCCAAGAAGGCCCGCCAGCUCCCGGACUACCCGGACCCGGAUGAGUUCAGGUCGGUCAUCCAGACCCUGGAGUCCUUCCCGCCCAUUGUGUUCGCCGGCGAGGCCCGCAAGCUCGAGGAGCGGCUGGCCCAGGCCGCCAUGGGCGAGGCCUUUUUGCUUCAGGGCGGGGACUGUGCCGAGAGCUUCAAGGAGUUCAAUGGGAAUAACAUUCGGGACACUUUCCGGGUCUUGUUGCAAAUGGGCAUCGCCCUCACCUUUGGCGCCCAAAUCCCCGUCAUCAAGGUAGGAAGGAUGGCAGGGCAAUUUGCAAAACCUAGGUCAGAACCUUAUGAGAUUCAAGACGGUGUGAAGCUUCCUAGUUAUCGGGGAGACAAUAUCAACGGUGACGCCUUUGAUGAGAAAUCUAGAAUACCUGAUCCGCAAAGGUUGAUCAGAGCAUACCUCCAAUCUGUUGGCACACUGAAUCUCCUUAGAGCAUUUGCCACUGGUGGGUACGCUGCCAUGCAGAGAGUUUCAGAGUGGAAUCUUGAUUUUGUGGUACACAGUGAGCAGGGGGACAGGUACAUUGAACUUGCACAAAGAGUAGAUGAAGCCCUGGGGUUCAUGGCUGCUGCUGGGGUUACUGUAAAUCAUCCCAUAAUGAACACAAUUGAGUUUUGGACAUCUCAUGAAUGCCUCCAUUUACCUUAUGAGCAAGCCUUGACUAGGGUAGAUUCAACAUCAGGGUGUUACUAUGACUGUUCUGCUCACAUGCUUUGGGUGGGUGAGAGGACUCGGCAGUUGGAUGGUGCACAUGUUGAAUUCCUCCGGGGUGUUUCCAAUCCUCUUGGCAUAAAGGUGAGUGACAAGAUGGAUCCAAAGGAGCUUGUGAAAUUGUGUGAAAUUCUCAACCCUCAUAACAAGCCUGGAAGAUUAACAAUAAUAACGCGAAUGGGGGCAGAUAACAUGAGGGUAAAGCUCCCCCAUCUGAUUAGAGCUGUGCGCCAGGCUGGGCUUCUUGUCACAUGGGUUAGUGAUCCCAUGCAUGGGAACACCAUAAAGGCUCCUUCCGGUCUCAAGACGCGGCCGUUCGAUGCAAUCCGAGAUGAGUUGAGGGCUUUCUUUGAUGUUCAUGAACAAGAGGGGAGCUACCCUGGGGGAGUUCAUCUGGAGAUGACUGGGCAGAAUGUAACAGAGUGCAUUGGAGGGUCAAAGACAGUGACUUUUGAUGACUUGAGCUCCAGAUAUCAUACACACUGUGACCCCAGGCUGAAUGCAUCACAGUCACUUGAGCUUGCAUUUGCCAUAGCUGAGAGGCUGAGGAAGAAAAGGUUAAAAUCGGUUAAAAACUUUCAAAGAGGGCAAAGAUAAUCAUUCUAUGAUAUGGGAUACUUGAGUUUUUUUAUCUUGUGCUCAUUCAAGUUCUCAAUAAUUGUAUUUGGUUUUUUCUUAUAUUUGUGAAUGCAGAGUUUUUGCUGUAAUAAAAUCUUAUGCCUAAAAAUGAAGGCUCUUCUCUUGUUA